GCGGGCUCAAUCUUUCGGCGGACUUCGCUACCCAGCGUGCAGUGCGCCUGGCAAAUCCCUAAAGAGGAUUUCCGUGGGAUCAGAGGACGACAUGCCGCUGAAGCGAGACGACACCCAGCGAGCGCUGCAGCUGAUGGAGGCCUGCUCUGACGGGGUCAAAGGGAAAGAGGCGGAGAAACUGCUCAACAUCUUCCAGAGUGACCUGUUUCAGGCAUUGCUCGACAUCCAGGAGUUCUACGAGCUGGCGGUGUGUGAAAGCCACGCGACGAGCCCUCCGCAGACACCUGUCCAGAAGUACCGUUACCAUGACGACGAUGACCAGCCAAGCCCUGGAAACGUGACUGACAGACACGCCCCCGAGUUUGCGCACACACACCUGGACACACUCGCACAGCCUGCUGCUCUCACUAUGAACGGAUCCGAAGGAGAGCUGGAGUAUGAGGAGAUCACGCUGGAGAGAGGAAACUCGGGUUUGGGCUUCAGCAUCGCGGGAGGGACUGACAAUCCUCACAUUGGAGAUGAUCCAUCCAUCUUCAUCACCAAGAUCAUUCCCGGGGGGGCCGCGGCCCAGGACGGACGUCUGAGGGUCAACGACAGCAUCGUGUUUGUCAACGACGUGGACGUGCGCGAGGUCACUCACUCGGUGGCCGUGGAGGCCCUGAAAGAGGCGGGGCCCGUGGUGCGGCUCUACGUCCUGAGGCGACGCCCGCUCGGCGAGCACGUGGCCAAGAUCAAGCUGAUGAAGGGACCCAAAGGUCUGGGCUUCAGCAUCGCCGGCGGGAUCGGCAACCAGCACGUCCCGGGAGACAACAGCAUCUACGUCACCAAGAUCAUCGAGGGCGGCGCGGCGCAGCGGGACGGCCGCCUCCAGAUCGGCGACAAGAUCCUCGCCGUCAACCAUUUAUCUCUAGAGGACGUCCUGCACGAAGACGCCGUGUCGGCCCUGAAGAACACGGGCGAGGUGGUCUACCUGAAGGUGGCCACGCCCACCUCGCACUACAUCCACCCGGCCGAGCGAUUCAGCCCACCGGACCUCACCAGCUCCUACAUGGAGCCGGACUACAUGUGCGAUUACCCGCAAGCCCUCCCGCCGCCGUCCCCUCGCCGCUACUCGCCGCUGCACCGCGGCAUGACGGGAGAGGAAGACUACGGCCGAGAGCCGCGCCGGGUGUGCGUGCAGCGCGGCGCCAGCGGCCUGGGCUUCAACAUCGUGGGCGGCGAGGACGGCGAAGGGAUCUUCAUCUCUUUCAUCCUCGCCGGGGGGCCGGCGGACCUCAGUGGGGAACUGCAGAAGGGCGACCAGAUCCUCAGCGUGAACGGUGUGGAUCUCAGGUUCGCCACGCACGAACAGGCCGCAGCAGCUCUGAAGAACGCCGGUCAAAGUGUUACCAUAGUAACACAGUACAGACCCGAGGAAUACAGCCGCUUCGAAGCCAAGAUCCACGACCUGCGCGAGCAGAUGAUGAACAGCUCGCCAGGAAGCCUGCGAGCCAACCGAAGCUUCUACGUCAGGGCGUUGUUCGACUACGACAAGACGUGGGACUGCGGCGUUCUGUCCCAAGCUCUGGACUUCAACUUCGGGGAGGUGCUUCACGUGAUUGACAGCUCGGACGACGAAUGGUGGCAGGCCAGACGGGUCAACCAGCAGGGCGAGCUGGAGGAGCUGGGAUACAUCCCGUCCAAACACAGGGUCGAGAGGAAGGAGUGGUCCCGGAUGAAGAGUCGAGGGCUGGUCCAAAGCUACGAGGCGGUGGCGCAGACUGAAGUGGACUACGCCCGACCCGUCAUCGUCCUGGGGCCCACCAAAGACCGAGUCAACGACGACUUGCUAACGGACUUCCCGGACAAGUUCGGCUCCUGCGUGCCACAUACGACUCGCCCCCGCAGGGACUACGAGGUGGACGGGCGGGACUACCACUUUGUGUCGUCCCGCGAACAGAUGGAGCGCGACAUCCAAUCGCAUCACUUCAUCGAGGCGGGGCAGUACAACAACCACCUGUACGGCACGUCGGUGCAAAGCGUCAGGCAGGUGGCCCGGCAGGGCAAGCACUGCAUCCUGGACGUGUCGGCCAACGCCGUGAGGAGGCUGCAGGCCGCUCAGCUCCACCCCAUCGCGAUCUUCAUCAGACCGCGAUCUCUGGAGAACAUCCUCGACCUGAACAAGCGUCUGUCUGAGGAUCAGGCCAGGAAGGUUCUGGAUCGAGCCAUCAAAAUGGAACAGGACUUCCUGGAAUGUUUCACUGCCAUCGUGCACGGGGACACCUUCGAAGAGGUGUACCACCAGGUCAAAGUGGUCAUCGAGGAGCAGAGCGGCCCGUACAUCUGGGUGGUGACCCGCGACCGCCUCUGAUCGGUCCGCGGAGGUCUCCCUCCUGCCCCUCCCUCCCCUGUGCACAUGUUGUGUAUCCACGGCAACGCCAGAGCGAGCGAAGUAUGAUCAGUGUAGAGUGUAGGUAAUGUGUUUAUAAUUCUGCUAUUUAUUUACAGAUUGAUUGAUUGAUUAUUGUGCUAUACACACACCAUGUGCGUGUGUCAAUACAACAAUGGGGCUCAAACACACACACACACACACACACACACCCCCAGUGAGUUCAGGGCUGUAAGAUCACAUGAUGCUUCGCUUUGAGCACAACAAACACUGGACUACAUCUCCCACAAUCCCUUUGUGCAUCAUCAACAACACUGUGGCCAUGGCUCCGCCACCUCAGCUGUACAGCACAGAGACUCGGUGAGCUAACGCUAACAGCUAACGACUGUCCGUUGACACUUUCCAACGAUUUCUUCUCGCCGCUGCGUCAGCGGGAGGAAAAAAAUGGCGAACGCAUUUGUGGAAAUCUUGGAAUAAAUUGCUAAGAAAAAAAAGAGCCAAGUCUCCCGAGUUGUGACUCCGUGUAAACGGGAUGGAGGUGACUAUUUAUGGCAAGCCGUUUGAGCGUUUAUUUCAUGUCCUACUAGUGCGCUGAAUUUUUCCACUAGUAGGUUAUUUGGCCUCACGAGCAAGACAAUUCAGCGUUUUUCUAGUAUUAUUAUUUUUUUUUCCACAUCUCACAUUUCAGUCUGCACGUGCGCUAACUUGUCGUUCUAUUAAGUACAAAGAGCGUACUAAUGCUCAAACAGCUUUCCAUAGCCCUUGGUUCCUGCUCCUGAAGUCCCGAGCCUCCUCGCUUCACCAGCACACAAAACAAGACAACACAUCACAAUCUCUGAAGUUUAUUCAUUAAAAAGCAAAGUGAAGUAGUUUAGCUAAAAUAAUUGGUUCGUAAUCUAGUCUGGAUUGUACCCGUUCAUCCAAUAUGGUCUGUGGUAGUCUGCUAUCGGGUUUUGUAGUCUAAUCUGAGCUGCUAGGCUAAUCUGGUUGUGUGCUAGUCUGGUCUGGAUUGUUCUAGUCUAAUCUAAUAUGGUCUGGUGUAGUCAAUAGUAGUCUAAUCUUGUCUGGUCCUACACCAGUCUAGUCAGGACUGUUCUGGUUUGUUGUAUUCUGGCGUAAUCUCAUAAUUCCAGUCUGGUCUGUUGUAUUCUUUGCUAAUAUGGUCUGUCGUUGUCUUUUCUAGACUGUUCUUGUCUGGUUUAGACUGUACUAGUCUGGUUUGUUGUAGUCUAGGCUGGUCUGGUCUGGCCUGUACUGUUGUAGCGCAGUCUACUUUGUUCUAGCUUAAUCUGGUAUUUCUUGUUUGGUCUAGACUGUCCUAGUCCUGUAUGUUAAUGUCUAGUCUCGAACUGUUGUAGUCUGUUUGUACUAGUCAAAUCUAAUCUGAUCUCUACUAGUCUGGUCUGGUCUGGUCUGGAUUGUUUCCAUCUAAUUUGUUGACUACACCUGUCAGUUUUAGUUUGGUCUGUUAGAGUCCAGUCUUGAUUGUUCUCGUGUUGUAAUCCAGUCCGGUCUUUUCUAAUCUAGCCUAGUUUCAUAAUAAAGAUCUAUCCAACAUGUGCAGGGAGGCGCCU
Messenger RNA from Phycodurus eques (leafy seadragon), 3942 nucleotides. Its product is annotated as disks large homolog 4-like. Bases 92 to 2350 code for a protein of 752 amino acids. NCBI's taxonomy places the organism in Eukaryota, Metazoa, Chordata, Actinopteri, Syngnathiformes, Syngnathidae. The transcript has 20 exons. Gene Ontology annotation, cellular component: postsynaptic density membrane; neuromuscular junction; neuron projection. The record is from RefSeq and is a predicted model, not a curated record. Gene Ontology annotation, molecular function: kinase binding. Gene Ontology annotation, biological process: AMPA glutamate receptor clustering; postsynaptic neurotransmitter receptor diffusion trapping; chemical synaptic transmission.